Molecule: messenger RNA, 7715 nt
Organism: Siniperca chuatsi (mandarin fish)
Lineage: Eukaryota; Metazoa; Chordata; Actinopteri; Centrarchiformes; Sinipercidae
Gene: vcanb
Product: versican b
Exons: 16
Coding region: 257-4918 (1553 amino acids)
Biological process (GO): cell adhesion
Molecular function (GO): hyaluronic acid binding; calcium ion binding
Source: RefSeq, a predicted model, not a curated record
GGUCCGGCCAUGUGCGCCCCUCCUCUUCCUAAUGUCUGGAUAAUAGCGGGUGUAAAGUGGAUUUGAACUUGCAGCCAGAGCUGAGAGGUGGAAGAGGUCCGAGCAGCAGACAUCUGCUGCACCGCUGAAGCAAACGCGUUCAGACGCUGCUGUGUUUUUGGGACAUCCGGGGAUUUCUUUUGGAAAAGUUUGACUCAAGACAAGUGGAGUUUUGGACUUUACUUUUUUGGGGGCGGAUUUACAAGAUCGUGCUGAGAUGAUUCCACACAUCCUCACACACCUGCUCUGCCUGGUGUGUGUGUGUUCUGCUCGUCCUCAACCAGUGUUACCACACUCACUGAAGAUGGAGAAGAACUCCCCUGCGAGCGGCUCUCUGGCAGGCAGGGUGGUGCUACCGUGCCACUUCUCCAUAAUGCCAGUUUCUCCUUCACACACCACACAAGCUCCUACACCUGGACCCGUCCUCCCCGGUGACGCUCCUCACACCAUCCCGAGUCGUGAGGCGGAGCUGAGGAUCAAGUGGACAAAGCUGGAGCGAGACGGGGAGAAGGUGGUGCUGGUGGCCCAGGGACGCGUGGUCAAGGUGGGGCAGGAUUACAAGAGCAGGGUGUCAGUGCCCAGCCAUCCGCUGUCGGACGGGGACGCCUCUCUGAUGAUGGUGCGGCUCAGGGCCAGCGACGCGGGGCUUUACCGCUGUGAGGUCAUGCACGGGAUGGAGGACACCCAGGACACCGUGAGCCUCAACGUCUCCGGUGUGGUGUUCCACUACAGAGCUAACACUAGCCGCUACUCUCUGGACUAUCGUGAAGCUGUGGAGGCGUGUCGCGCUGCAGGCGCCUCCAUCGCUACACCUGAACAACUGAUGGCUGCCUUUGCAGACGGCUUCGACCAAUGUGACGCAGGCUGGCUCGCCGACCAGUCAGUCAGAUACCCAAUCACAGUGCCCCGUCCCGGCUGUGCAGGUGAUCUGAUGAGCAGGCCCGGAGUGAGAACGUACGGCUUCCGGGACCGCACGGAGAAAUACGAUGUGUACUGCUACGUAGAUAAAAUCCAUGGCGAGGUCUUCAAUCCUUUUUCUGCAACCUAUAAGCUCACCUUGCAGCAGGCGAGAGAGGAGUGUGAGAAGCACGAUGCCGUGUUGGCGUCGCCUGGUCAGCUGUUCGCAGCCUGGAGGGCGGGGCUGAACCGCUGCGACUACGGCUGGCUGUCCGACGGCAGCGUCCGCUACCCCGUCACCGUCCCCAGGCCUCAGUGUGGAGGAGGCCUGCUGGGGGUUCGCACGCUCUACAAGUAUGAAAACCAAACAGGCUACCCUAACCCCACCGACAGGCACGGGGCUUUCUGCUUCAAAGCUAAACUACCAGAGCCGACUACUACGAGUCCACCGAAUACCCCAGCUGCACACAAACCUGACAGCCCCACGACCGCUUCCCUCACUCCAACACCGGGACCAUUCUUAGACCCUGAAAGAGCUGAAAUUCAAACAAGAAUACCAGAUCCUGUCACAUAUUCACCAACAGAGAGACCACACACAACCUCACCAGACCAACACGGGACAGACCGCACCUCCCCUCACACCACAGCCUUUGUGAACCCCACUCCAACGUUUGACGACUAUGAGGUUGAAGAUUUCAAUAACUCACACAAGGUAGAGUCGGUACCAGUCAGAGGAGACAUUUUGUCGCCCAUACAGUUCCCCCCGUUACCCACCACCCGCUCACAGACCGCACACCUUGACAUCUCCCAUGGGGGAGAGGUGGGAGGCCAGGCGGGAUCAGGCCGAGGUGAGAGCAGCGGCAGCGGGGAGGGAGGCAGCAGCGAUGACAGCUCUAGUGGGGCUGAGGUGGGAGCAGUGGUGACCCCGACACAGGUGUGGGUGGAAACUACACCGAGUCCAAGUUGGCUUAUAAAGACUACCACAGGGCUGGAGCUCGGCGUGAAAACAACUUCGAGACCAGCAGAGCUUCCUGAGAUCACGCCAGAGCUUGUCACCCCUGGACCGGGGCUGGGGAUAGAAACCACAUCAAGACCAUCACAGCUUCUAGGGAUCACUCCAGAAGUGGUCAUUUCAGAAAUUCUCACCCCAGAACCAGGCCUCCCAGCUAGGACUGAAGAGGUGGGGCAACAACCCGCAGUUGUAUUUAAAGAUGUCACCCCUGGAGCUACACCGACGUUUGCCCCCGACCAAUCAGUGGCCAUUCCUGUAGAUGGGGAGUCAUCAGCCAAACCACCUUUCCAUCUCAUCAUCGUCAAUGUGCACGACCAAAAUCAGUCAGUUGACCAAAUCCUGGACAUUUUGAACCAGCCUGUGAACGGCAUCGGUGGCUUCCAGUCCCACUUCCCCCAGAUCUCUGACCUUUCCCAGGUGACCAGUGAAGCUGUCCAGGGCAGCGGAGACUCUCUCGAGCCCCCUCCUAUCAACCUGCCUCCAACUGUCAGCUUUGUCAAUGGAAAACAUGAGGUGACAUUUCAGCCAGAGGGGCCGGAGGAAGCCAGAGGAGAUCAGUUUGAGACGGCCACUCCUGUUCGGGUAGAAGAGGUGGGAGAAAAAGAGGAGGAGAGCGUGACGCUCUUUGACUACGGUGACAUAGAAAUCCACACAAAGGAGACAACUACAGAGGAAACCAGUGAUAUAGUCACCCAUCCUACAGAUACAUACCCAGAUGUAGUUACAGGCUCUGGCAUUGAUGCCGACACAGUACCUGAUGUCUUUACUGACACUGACAUAGAGGGAGUAAAAACUCAAGAACCAGGUGAUCAGACAGCAACAAGAACCACCACCACGACCCCACAUACACUCCCUGUCUCAUCACCAGCACCCACCACACCAUCAGGCCCAGUGUCUCCCAGUGUCUCCCAGCCGGUGACUGAUGGGGUCUCCGCCUACGAGGAUGACAUGGAAGGCUCUGUGAAUUGCAGCAAUGAUGACGAGGCCGGUGCUACGCAGGAGGGCUUUGCAGACGACGCUCUGCCCACCCCGGCUGCAGACAGCCAGUCCGGUGUGAUGACUGAUGAGACAGAAAUCGGGGGGACGGAGCUUCCUACUUUUAUCCCAGACAUGCAGUCUCAGGAAACCACCACACAGAUGGAAGACUUUGAAGGGUCUGCCUCUGGAGAAGACGAGUCUUCAGGACAAGAUGUGUACCCACCAGAGACGCCCAGGUUUACCAGUACACUACCACCGAUUCAUUCUACCCUUUACACCCAGCAGCCUGAACCUGCAGUGGGUACCGAAGUCACACAAGUGCCUGUAGUUUCAACUGCUGUUGACACGCUCACAGAAACAGAUUCAGGUGCAGAGCAGCUGUCCGGAGAGGGGCAGGUUUCUGGGGAACAGGGUGGGCUGUUUGACCUCACUAAAGAGGUCACUGUUACUGUUUUACCAGAUGUGGCAGCUGUGACUUUUGGAGACCAAACCACCACAAUCACUACAGACUUUAAGGACAUAACCUCAGAACCUAGCACACCAAAAUACUCCACGCACCCCUCUCUUGCUGCCACAGAUGAUCAGAAACAUCCCGCUGUUACCACCGAGCAUGCACCCACAACCCCUGAAGACCACACCCCACACCACACCGAGCUUUACGGAGACCAGACUGAGCAGUCCACCACAACCUCCACGCCACAUGUAAGCCAGCCGAUACUUUCCACUACGUCGCCCUUGUACACUUUCGACCCCAGCACCCACUUCGUCCCCGCGUGGGCUCUGAUCCCUGACCCUGCUGCCACUGAUCUACCAGAGGACUUUGACUACGACAAAGAGAUCCCUCCUCUGGAGUCUAGCCCUCGGAGACCAGAAGAGAUCCUGGCCACAGAGCAACCAGAGGAUGGCACUUACUCAGCUGUUUCUGUCGAGGCCAGCACUGUGAAUGUCAGAGAUCUCCUGCCAUGCACAAUCAGCGUGUGUCAGAAUGGAGGCUCCUGCUACAUAAAAGGAGCACAAAAUACCUGCAUGUGUGCACCUGGAUACACUGGCCAGCACUGUGAAACAGAUGUUGAUGAGUGCCAGUCUAACCCAUGUCUGAACGGAGCCACCUGUCUGGAUGGAGUCAACUCCUUCACCUGUCUCUGCCUGCCCAGCUACGCAGGAGAGCUCUGCGAACAAGACACUGAGGUUUGUGGAUUUGGUUGGCAGAAGUUUCAGUCUCACUGCUAUAAGUACUUCACCCACCGUCGGACCUGGGACGCUGCUGAGAGGGAGUGUCGGCUGCACGGCGCCCACCUGGCCAGCAUCCUGUCACAGGAGGAACAACUGUUUGUCAAUCGUCUGGGCAGUGACUACCAGUGGCUCGGCCUGAACGACAAGAUGUUUGAGAGAGACUUCAGAUGGACUGACGGGAAGCCAAUGCAAUAUGACUACUGGAGGCCGAACCAGCCGGACAGCUUCUUCCAGUCAGGAGAGGACUGUGUGGUGAUGAUCUGGCAUGAGGGGGGGCAGUGGAACGACGUGCCCUGCAACUAUCACCUGACUUUCACCUGCAAAAAGGGAACAGUCUCAUGCGGGCAGCCCCCUGUGUUGAAGGAUGCUCGCGUGUUCGGGGCCAUGAAGCCUCGCUACGAGAUCAAUUCCCUGCUCCGCUAUCACUGUAAACAGGGCUUCAUCCAGAGACACAAACCCACCAUACACUGCCGGGCCAACGGCCAAUGGGACACGCCCAAAGUCACCUGCACAAGCCCCGCAACCUACCACAAGUCAUUUACUCUCCGGCGCCACAACAACCAGAACAACGAGCAACCAAACCGGCGCUAUAACCAACACAUCCAUCACACCCAGAGUCAUCAGAAACACAGUCAAAACCAAGAGCAACAACAAAGUUACAACAUCUUUCAGAGCCUCUUGAUGCCUUUCCAGAAGCAGUGGAGGGAGAAGAGGCAACCGCAGGUCCAAACACAGAACGAGGAUCAGAUGAGACACUGAUUUUUGGUUUUGUAAAUCAGCUUAGCGGUGACAGCCAAACACAGCAGGCUGGCCAUGUCGGUCCAGAGACAUCGAUAGACAGAGAGACGCACCGAACUGUCUAUCUAUGGCUCUCAAAAGGACGAGGGAGAUGCUUCACCAGUACAUUGUCCAAAAACACUCCAGGAUCUGAACCGUAACACUAGUGAGAAUUUAGUUUCUUGUGUAAAGUUAGCUCACUGAUUAUAUCAAGUCACAAUGCUCUUAACAGGAAGACUGGUGCCUUAAUGACUUCACUGUGUGCUACUCUUAAUAGUCAAACACCACAUGAGCGGUCUGAGUCAUCAGCUCUUGCACUGUGUUCCCUUUCUCUAAGUUCAUGACCUGAUAGAGGAUCUGAACAGUCUGACAACCCAGUGAAAUCUCAUUUGAAAGCUGCCCUGUGGAGGUUUUCUGUAGACAAACAAAAGUUCUGUUUACAUUCAUUGUUUCUCACCAAAACACAUUGUUUUGUUUCUUUGAGGCCUCAUAAUUUUCCUUCCUCAUCAAACAUUUGCAAAGCUAAUUUCUGGAAGAAUUUAAGUCCCAUGUUGUUUACAUCCGUGUUUGCUGGCGGGGGGACUCUCGAGGGACUGUUAGGACCUGCGUAGCGACAGCGAGUAGCCGAGAUAGUGAGUUAAACUGCUAGCAUGGUUUCUAUUAUUACAGUGUUAUCUGAUAGACUAUGUUGUUUAAUUAGUUUUUAUAAAGAAAAAUGUUGCAAUGGAAACAUUUCAGUAGGAAGUGAUUACUGAAAAUGACGGCUGUCACUGAGCCGUGCCGUCUAAAUGAUCCGAAAUCUCUCCAACAGACAGGUGGAAGUCUUUUGCAGGCAGACACUCUCACACAUGAAAUACUAGAGCUGUAAUACAGAAACUGGAAAGUAAAUUAUACUGAAGGGAUCCUUAAAUUUGUUUUUCAAGCUGGAAGUUAUGUUUGCAUUAAUAUUUGUGAAGUCUUUGUUUCUCUCAUACUCAUCGUUUUCACAUUUUUGCAUUUGAAUCGCAGUGAUAAAUUUCUGCUUUGCCAAAAUCAAAGAGGUGCAUGAUUAGCAGGUUGAUUAACAAGCUGUAGAGAGUUUUACACGUUUAUUAACUUCUUCCUCGUGAUUAACUUCUUACUCCGAAUAUACUCAGCUCCCGGCUCAGUCACGGCUCAGCCGUCCACAGGAAACGUUUCAGAAGCGUCUGCCAGCAGAGUUGUUUUGCUGACAUUUUGCGUGUUUUACAAGCAUAAAUACUUGUUUGCAGCUCAUUUAGAUGGUAACAGAUGCUUUGUGGCUGUAGCUGAACAUGACAACCUUUUGUCGCUUCAAACCUUCUCCGCGAUCACUCAGUUUAAAUGUCAGCACAGUCGACCUCACAGCUCAGCUCAUUAAUCUGUAUUUCUGCAGCUCGGGAAUGACUGCUGGUCAACACAGUUUUUAUGAGUAUUAUUCAGUUGUCUGACAACAGAAACAGAAAAAUAUGUAAAUGAGAACAACUAUAUGGUGAAUUCGACUGCAUUAAAGCACAGUGACGGUGAUCACAGAGAGCAGCAGCGAACAGAACGGAGGUUUAACAGUUGUCUUCCUCCCUCACCUUAUUCCUCUCUCUCUCUCUUACUAACUAGAAACAAGAAAAACUAGUUUUGCUGUAUGUGUGAAGACAAAGUCAGAAACAAAUGAAAUGCAUCAUUUUACAAUGAAUUUCAAGUCAAUUACCAAUAAAUACAGACAUUUAUUUACAUUUACAAGUCAGUUUCAGGCUGCAGAGACGCGAGCUGCUCCGGCAAAAAUAGAUCCACACACAGUUUUGAUAGAAUAUAAAGAGCAUGAAUUCAUCACUUUAAAUUAUUAUCAUACAACAUUUUCAGUUGGUCCCGUUUCGGUUUGUGCUGCUUGUUAUGACCCAUUUUUACUGGCUGAUUUCCCAUGUAUCCCAUGAAAUGUAGAUUUUUGUACAAAAUGUUUUAGCUGAGAAAAGGUUUUUAAAAGGGAGCGGGGAGAUUUAAAGCGCUGAAGAGGAGAUUAUUAUGAAUUUGUGGUGUAUGUGCUGACGCUAUUAAUCAUAGGAUAUAUAAUAUAGAUACUAUAUGAAGCCAUAUGAGUUUAACUUAUUGCAUACUUUAAAACUAUGAAUGGACUGUGAUAUUAAAUAAAGGUCAUUGGAACUGAAGUGAUUCUGCUAAUGAUGACUUCCUUGCUGUUUACAGAUUCUGUCAUGUCGUUUCUUGCAGAGAAAACAUCUUAUCAUGUAGUACACGUUGCCGUCAUGUAUGUUCGCUGCAUGUAGCAUUUGUCUAGCAACAUUAGCUUGUCGAGCUUGUUUUAUUGUGCUGUGACUCAAAAUCAACCCAUCAAGUUCGCCACCAAAAUGCUCCUCAUUAUUUUAAACAUUUUCUACAACACUAAACGUGUUCUCGGCUACUAGAGCUACUACAGGUGUUGCUUUUUGCUACAGAUCUGGAAUCUGUGUUUUUAAUCCAACAAAUAAGGGAAUGUGAAAACUUCAACAUGCUCCACAAGAUUUUUUAUGUGAUCCUUAUGCAUUUUGCCUUCUCCUCUUCACGUUCUUCAUACAGUUUUCUUUUUAUAUAUUGUUUGUCAGUGUAUAUGCAUUUUUUAAAUGUUUUUCUACUCCAUGUGGUAAAUGCGGUUCACUGUAUCUGUGGCACAAGAUCUUAUUUUUAUGUAAUCAUUGUUUCUUUCUCCAUUUGAGUUGCUGUAAAAAUGUCCAUCAUCCUGGUUUCUAUGUCAUUGUCAGCUGUGUGUGCAAUAAUAGGAACUAUUAUAAGGCAA